UUUUCCUUUCUGUCAAGCUCCUUGCUUGCUUGCUUGAUUCUCUUCUCUUUGAUCCUGGAGCGCGGCCGCCGGUCCGUCCAGUCCACCCAACCCUCGCUGUUCGUGCGCCCGAGCUCGUGCCCGCCCGCGCCAGAUCUGAGUAGAUUCCAAGAAUCCCAGCACGAACCCGGCGGGGAGUUCUUGGGCUUGGACGGAGAGAGGGGGGAAAAGGCGGCGGGGACACGGAGGCCGGGGAUGCCGGCGAGGAGCUGCGGGGAGAGGGCGUGAUGGCGGCGGUGAUGGACUACUUCAGGUCGUGCUGGGGCGCGCGGUCCCGGGCCGGGCGGCGGGGCAAGAAGGGCUCGGACGCCGCCGGCCGCCAGGACGGGCUGCUGUGGUACAAGGACGCCGGCCAGGCGGCCACCGGCGACUUCUCCAUGGCGGUGGUGCAGGCCAACAACCUGCUGGAGGACCAGAGCCAGGUGGAGUCCGGCUCGCUCUCCAUGGCCGACCCCGGCCCGCAGGGCACCUUCGUCGGCGUCUAUGACGGCCAUGGCGGCCCGGAGACCUCCCGCUUCAUCAAUGACAACAUGUUCCACCAUCUCAGAAGAUUUGCAACCGAGCACAAGUGCAUGUCGGCCGAUGUGAUCCGGAAAGCCUUCCAAGCAACCGAGGACGGCUUCCUUUCCGUAGUCAGCAAGGAAUGGUCUAUGAAGCCUCAGAUCGCAGCAGUGGGCUCUUGCUGCCUGGUCGGCGUGAUUUGCUCCGGAACUCUCUACAUCGCAAACGCCGGUGACUCGCGUGCGGUUCUCGGAAGGCUUGUCAAGGCGACCGGUCAGGUUGUGGCCAUGCAGUUAUCGGCAGAGCACAACGCGUGCUAUGAGGAAGUUAGGCAGGAGCUACAGUCAUCACACCCUCAUGAUCCACAAAUCGUGGUUCUGAAACACAACGUUUGGCGUGUGAAGGGCCUCAUCCAGAUCUCAAGAUCUAUCGGAGAUGUAUAUCUGAAAAGACCAGAGUAUAACAGAUCACCUCUACAUAGCAAGUUUCGGCUCCGGGAAACCUUCAAGAAGCCAAUUCUUAGUUCUGAACCUGCGAUUGCUGUUCACCAAAUACAACCGAGUGAUCAGUUUGUUAUAUUUGCUUCUGACGGGCUAUGGGAGCACCUCAGCAAUCAGGAAGCAGUUGACCUUGUCCAAAGUAACCCUCGUAAUGGGAUCGCUCGAAAGCUAGUGAAAGCCGCGAUGCAAGAGGCGGCCAAGAAGAGGGAGAUGAGAUACUCGGACCUGAAGAAGAUCGAGCGUGGGGUGCGGCGGCAUUUCCAUGACGACAUAACGGUGGUCGUGGUGUUCCUGGACGCGAGCGCGGUGAGCAGGGCGGGGUGGAGCAAGAGCCCGCCGGUGUCGGUGCGAGGGGGCGGCGUGAGCGUCCCUGCCAACUCCCUCGCGCCUUUCUCGGCCCCCACCAUGGUGAGCAGCACCUACUGAAGAAGGGGAAGAAGCCGCCACGCCGAGAAGAGAAACUCUAUGACGAGAGCAUCUGCAGAGAGAGUGCUUCCUGCUGCUGUGAAACUGCUCAGGCUCCACCCGGGUAAUUAAAUUAGCGUACUGAUAGCAAGGUAUAAUGUUAGAUCACCACCAUUAGCGAUGCUUUUCGCCCCCUCCGCCUCCUCCCCUUUGUUCUUUUACCUAUCCCUUUUCUCCUCUCCAAUGAGAGAGGAGAACAAGGUGGCUGUAAAUUUGUCCGGAACAUCGGCGUCUCUUUUCGCAAUAGUCCGUCUUCUUCCAUC
Messenger RNA from Triticum dicoccoides, 1768 nucleotides. Its product is annotated as probable protein phosphatase 2C 28. The transcript is spliced from 5 exons. Lineage: Eukaryota; Viridiplantae; Streptophyta; Magnoliopsida; Poales; Poaceae. Gene Ontology annotation, molecular function: cation binding; protein serine/threonine phosphatase activity. The coding region runs from base 267 to 1466 and encodes 399 amino acids. Gene Ontology annotation, biological process: protein dephosphorylation. The record is from RefSeq and is a predicted model, not a curated record.